CCUAGUCCCCGCCUCGUCCUCUUCUUCCUCCGCCCUCGUCUUCCUCUCCCAAACUCUAACCCUAACCCUAAUUGCCCGAUCCAAGAGGGGGAGGGGGAGAGGGAGAGAGGAGUGGGCAUGCGGGAUCCCGCGAGGCGACGAUGAAGCCGCGAGCCAUGAACUCGCGCCACAGCCUCGUGGAGUCCGUGGCGCUCCAGCUCCACUCGUGGAAGCCCUUCCAGAUCCAAACCCUAGGCGUCGAUCCCUCCAAAUCCUGCCCCUUCCACGCCAAGAAGCCCUGCCGAUCCGACCGCUCCACCGCUCCCCGCGCCGCCGCCGACGCGCUCGACCUCUCCAAGCUCACCCUCCUCGAAGAUCCCACGCCGCCGCCCCCGCCGCCGCAUCACAAGCCGAGGGAUGAGCGGCUCCGGUGGCUCACGGCGCGGAAGCGGCGGCGGCGCGGGUCGCGGUCGGUGUCGGGGCGGAGCAGCGACCGGAGCGCUCCCCGGCGCCUCGGCUGCGGCGGCGGCGGUGCGUCGGCGGCGUACGCCACGUGCUCGGACUUCCCCCUCCCGGCGGGGGGCACGGACUCGAGCGGCGAGCUCUUCGCGAACGGCGACGGGGGGAGCUGGUGCUCGGACGUGAGCGAGGCGCGGAUCCCCCGGAGGGGGGAGGGUAAGGAGCUCGGAGGCGGAGGCGGAGGCGAAGGGGCGCUGGAGAGGGAGGCCUCGGCGUUCGCGGCGAUUCAGCUGGUCGUCGGAGUAGGAGGAGGAGCUGCGGCUUCCGAGUCGCAGGGUAACGAGUCCGGGUACGGGAGCGAGCCGGGGUACAGGGGCGAUGGCGAAUUAGGGUACGGCGAUGAGCUCGACGAGGAGGAGGACGACGGCCGCCUCCUCUUCUGGGGGGAACACAUUGAAGAUAUAGAUCGGAUGGAGAUCAUAGGUGAGAAUGAAUUUGCCGAGCAAAAGAGUCAUCACAGAUGCAGACGCCGGAAGCACGACUGGAGAAUGACGGCUCCUUUGCGGUGACAACUUCUCGCAAUCUUAGUAGUAUUUUUGGCUUGCUUUUUUUUCUUUUUCUUUUUUACUUUUUUUUGUAUAUUUUGUUUCUGUGUUGAGGUUGCAUCGCAAAAUGCAGUAAGUUUUUCUUUUUCUUGUUGUGGUGUACAUACCGGCAAUAGAUAGAUAUUUAUGAAGUGCUUGUUAUAUAAAAUAGCACUCUAGUAAACACAUAACCUAUUUUGAUGGCUAUUGUAUUGUGUGCUCAAAUUUAUAUUUAUGUUCUUGCACA
Molecule: messenger RNA, 1269 nt
Organism: Ananas comosus (pineapple)
Lineage: Eukaryota; Viridiplantae; Streptophyta; Magnoliopsida; Poales; Bromeliaceae
Exons: 2
Coding region: 141-1007 (288 amino acids)
Source: RefSeq, a predicted model, not a curated record